AAGUUGCCAAUUUACAGUUUAAAAUACAAAUAUUACACGAAUUGUGAAGUAGUAAUCACAUAUUACUGUAACUUUUUAUUUAAAUAAUGUUCGGGUGUGGUACGUACCACUUUAACCACCAAAUGUCCUGCGUAUUCAGUCAGCUAGUGGGUAACUGAACUGUGAGGAGAUCUGAAAGACGGGGUGCAUCUAAUCCGUUGACACAGGAUAUAUUUAUUUGCCUUUCUAACCAGUGGGUUAUAAUUAAAUCACAGCCGCGGACUCUAGGGGCGCUGUUACGAAAUAUUGCUGUGAUAUUAGCACGCUAGUUUGCAAACGCUGCCUCAAGUAUUUCACUGACGAAUUUACCUAGCUAGUUAGCUACAGUCAGAGCCAACCAUAGGUUAGACGAUGAGAAAAGUAUAGUGUAACGUCUAAAGUUUGAUUUGUGGUUGACGCAUCCGCGAGAUUUAUUUAUGUCAUGCGAGGUAACUAGCUAGCUACAGUAGUGAGGCUUGCCCUGUAGCUUAGCAAAUCAAAAAGGCUUCUCAAUUUGGCUAAAAUAGGCAAGUUUAAAUUAGUCUAGCUAUCACUUGCCAGACUCACAUUUUAAACGUUGACAGCAUUAGAGAUACCUUGUUGACCCAUUAAUUUAGCCACGCUGGCAUAGAGCAAGAGCUGUCAAUAAUUUAUCCUGGUCACCCUGGCGUUUCCUAGUUUAAGUGGUGUUUAUCUUCCAAAGCAAGAAAAUGAAUUUGUGCACACAGUCUUGGACGAACUGGAAAAUUGCAUACAGAGAGAUAACCAGAAAAGUGUGGUACUCUUCCCUGCUCUACCAAACAGACUGCGCUACCUGAUCCACAAAACCACUGAGAACUACCCCAGUUUGGCAACUUUCUCAGUGGGCGAAGGCUGGUGCAGGAGGGUUGUGGUUUGCUUCCAACAGCUUGGGGUUGACCUGGAGGAGUACAGUGACAGUGAAAGCAACAGUAGUUUGUAUGAGGAGCCUUACAGGCGGGGAGUAGGGGCGGAUAGCAAGCUUUCAAUGCAGCCCAGACCUACCCGUACCUCCUCUAGGAACCAAGGGGCCAAGCGCCCAGACAAGGCCAUCUACGUCCCUCGCGCGGCCAGGGAGAGACUUCCGCUUUCUCCUCCAGAUUCACCUUUGACGACAAUAGACGUGGGUUUGCCCAACCUUGGUCCUUCAGGUAGCACCCAAUCUGUCACCAGUGCCUCUUCCCUAUGUGCCAGCUCUGAAACCACAGAAGGAACAUUAUCAUGUGCUCCCAACCAGAACACUGCAACUGACAGCUUUGCAGAAUCUACAGCAAGCAAUUCUGAUCAGCUUUUGGGUGAGCAGAAGAAUAUGUUUGUGCAGCUGAAUGGUGCCAACUCCAGUCCUUGGCCCCCUGCUUUGGACCAUGUAGUGUCCUACUUCAUGGCUGUGACCCUGGAGGACUCGGAAGAGGAGAUGCAUGGGCAGGAGAACCCGAUAGAUGACAGACAGGAGCUGAACAUCUCAGAAAUACCAGCAAAAACCACAGAGGAUGCUAGCAGCUUUUUUGAAGAGAUCAUGGUACACUUGAAAGAUACCAACGUAUCAAUUGAGCAUGCCCACAAUGACUACUCCUGCUAUGAAGCUCUUUGGAUUAACCAAGAGGACUUUUCCCAUGUGAUUGAGAUCUACGACUUUCCUCCCAUGUUCAAAACAGAAGACCUUCAAGAUGCCUUCACAGAAUACAGCACUGGUGGUAUGAAGAUUAAGUGGGUGGACGACACUCAUGCUCUUGGUGUGUUCUCAAGCCAAUCUGCAGCAUCCCAUGCUCUGUCUCUGCGUCACCCACUUCUGAAGACACGCACGCUGUCUGAAGGGAGCAGAAAGUCCAAAUGCAAAGCUGUGAGACGAGCAGAGUUUAUUCAGCCAGUGAAAGAGCGACCCCGCACUGACUCUGCUGUGGCUCGGAGGAUGGUGACCAGGGCUCUGGGACUGCAGAAAACUGAAGCACGGGUACAGCGUUACUAGGGAAAGCAACCCAAGCAUCAAAAGUCCACCUGUCAUAACUGCAAAUCCUCAAGAGACGUUCAACAUUCAUGAUCAGUUCAUUCAUCCAUAAAUGUUCCAAGAUCAUUAGACUGCUGCGCUUCAGACUGUUUCCAAGUUUUUAAGUGUUUCAACGGUUAAUUUGUCUGUAGCUUUGUAGAAAUGGAAACUGAGUUUCUGUAAUAAGUUAAAAGUAUGUUUUUACUUUCCACAAUGCCUGUUUUGAAGUUGUAAUUUAAUACUUUUGUCAACUGCUCCAUCCGUUAAUAUUGAAUAUAUCCAUUGGCUGUAUGUAUGUAAUGUACACAGACAUAACCAAUACACAGGACUUUUUAGCAAAGACAAAAACAUUUUAAAGACUCAUAACAAUUCCAUGAAGUGGCUAUAGUUGUAUGGUGAAUUCAAAUUAUUUUUAAUGACUGUUUUAAGCAGUGCGGGCUUAAAAAGAAAUCAGCAGACUGCAUCUAGGUAUUCCCCAGUUUAUUGAAUUGCUAGUUGUAUUAAUACUAUACAGUAAUAAAUCUUUACCUUCCUUGUCUUCUUGAAAAAAAUCUUUAUAAAAAACAUCUACCAUUGGUAUAAUUUUGUUUACGAGGGAGAAGUAAUAAAGAUGUUGAGUAACUAACUCCUUUUACUUAUUUUUUGGAACAAAAACCCAAAGCAUAGCAUAAUUGUUUAAAGGAAAUAUUUGUGAAUAUAUACAGUUGAUUUGAAAAGUAUUAUAUUAAUCCUAAAGGAUUUAGUUGGAUAAUCCAAUCCAACUAAACCAACUGCUAAUGGCGGUUGGUUUGAAGCCACAUUUUAACAUUGGUUUUCAAAAUAUGCUAAAUAUGUACGCAUGUUUGUUUUUAAGUUAUGUAGGGCACACAUAAGCAUAUGUAAUUGAUAAUCACAGUCAUCACAACCACAGCUAUCAGUUUGAGUCUUGUCAUCAACUGUUCAUUACACGUUGGUGCCCAAAUGGGAACAUUGAUGUGCUUUAUUUCGCUAAGACAUUAGGAAAGUCGCAUUUUUGGAUGUAAGGCUAAUCUGUCAAGAAUGAUGGGGAGGUACACCUACGGUACUGACCUCCCUUAAGAGUGUGCCCAAACCAGAACCAGGUGCAGGGGAUUUGGGUUCUAAAUCCCCUCACAAUCUCUGAUACAUGCAGUACAAGACACUGAGUUUCAAAAUAUUUGUACGGGUGGACAGGAUGUUCUGUCAAACUAGUUAGCUUUUCACAUCAGGUUUAGAGUUUACAAAUUUUAACUUUUACCUGAAUGUUUACCUAUUUGCCUGGGUAAAAAAAUACAACAAACAAUUAAAUGUCAGACCAUAA
Hypomesus transpacificus is the source of this 3338-nucleotide messenger RNA. RefSeq names its product R3H domain and coiled-coil containing 1 (gene r3hcc1). Gene Ontology annotation, molecular function: nucleic acid binding. The record is from RefSeq and is a predicted model, not a curated record. The transcript is spliced from 8 exons. NCBI's taxonomy places the organism in Eukaryota, Metazoa, Chordata, Actinopteri, Osmeriformes, Osmeridae. Bases 1025 to 2002 code for a protein of 325 amino acids.